Mycena citricolor is the source of this 1398-nucleotide messenger RNA. NCBI's taxonomy places the organism in Eukaryota, Fungi, Basidiomycota, Agaricomycetes, Agaricales, Mycenaceae. The record is from the annotation of a GenBank genome assembly.
AUGGCAAGGCUCGGGUCUUGCCGGACUCAAAUUCUCGCCAUGCAUUUGACUUCUGCCUUACGAGCCUCCUGGCAGCCUGACACUCUACGCUAUGUAGACCGAAGUGAAGUAAAAGCCUCAUACUGGAAAAAUGGGCGAAUGUCUCCCGGCCUUCUACGUGCCCGACGCCAAUUCCGCACCAAGAACACUUUCGGCGGCGUCGUCCUCCUCACCUUCGUCGCUGGUGUCUUCGCAUAUUCCAUCGCUGCUGUGAAACAGGACGUGUUCGACGACCUAGACGAUGAAGUGAAGACACGCGCCCUUCAGGAAGCACCGCGGGUCGUGUUGUCGGCUGAGGACGAAAAACGGGUCAUGCAGGCUGCUACGAGUGCUGCAACGAAGGGUCCGACGUUAAGGAAGCCUCGAGCGGAUGGGGAUCUCGCUGUUGCUUCGGCGGGGGCGGACGCUAGUGCGGCUGCUGCUGCUGCGUCUCCGCGCGGAGUGGUCGCCGCAUUCCUAGCGAAACGAUAUCCGACGCUAUUGGAUCCGACCAGCCACACCAUUGUAUGGGGCGCACCGCCAGUCGAUCGGAUAGGUAGUGUAGGAGACAAGAUGCCAUAGGCGAUCGUCCCUGUACUAGGAUCUUCUAUGACUUCAGCUCUGGGGCUGGAUCGUGGCUGCUCUUGACCUCAAGUGCUGGCUUCCUACCAAUGCUCUCCUCGGUCCCGUCUAGACUGUUUCGCAUUCUAAGAGUGCUCUGGGGUUGAAAUGUGCCCAGAUGAGCCUCGGUCCGACUGAUUCGCGCGCGACUUGCUCAAUGGGCCAUGCUCGAACGAACGAAACGACCAACCAUGGUCUUCGUCGUGAAUGCGCUGAUAGAAUCUUCAAUGUCGUCUGCAGACAUUGCGCUGUUAUCAUUGCCGAUCUAUUUGCGACUACAAUGCCACUGUGAACAACUAGAAAGCGUCGGCUCCGCCGACAUUCUGCCUUGCUAUUUGAUAUCAAAAUUAAUUCUAAUUUUUUCUUUGAUAUGGGCAACUACGACGGGUCGAACUCGAGACCGACAGGAAAAACACGGAGAGGAACGGAACAGCGGGGGAAGCCGGGUCCGACGAAAUCGAGCCAAUUAUGAGGGUGGAGAAGCCUUGACAAGCAAGGCAAUUAAGCUUGCGACAGCCAACCUCCUCGUUCUGCCUGGUCUUAUGUCCCUACAUGUCGCUUGACGCACAAUGAUGCUAUCAGUAUUCACGGGCCCUGCUGCCUGGCCACAGCAGAAGCUGUAAGUACCAAGAAAUCAACCAGUGUUCCUCUAUCCGCUGUUCAGCGGUCUUGAGCGCCGGGCCAAUUCGAAUCCAUUUAACUGGCAUCUGCCAAAAUGAGUGAUAGUCUCUCAGAGUUGCACUCGGGUCGGUCAACUUC